AAAAUCCUAUCUUUGUCCUAAACAACCACCAGAAUUUUAAAACAAAAACAAAGAUGGUAAUCACCGGUGCCGGAGAAUCACUCACCGAAAGUUCCGAAAACUAUGACCGCUUUCAAGAGCUAAAGGUAUUUGACGAUACCAAAGCUGGUGUCAAAGGCCUUGUAGACUCUAAUAUCUCCAAACUCCCAAGAAUUUUUGUCCGACCGCCGGAGGAUGAUAUCUCCGGUGAUACAAUCCAAAGCAAAAAUACCCAGUUCACAAUUCCGGUCAUCGACCUCAGAAACAUCAACGUCAAUGUCCUUCGGCGUGCAGAGGUUGUUGACAGAGUCCGGCGGGCGGCGGAGGAAGUGGGAUUCUUCCAGGUGGUGAAUCAUGGGAUAGGUGAGAGAGUAUUGGAGGAGAUGUUGGAGGCGGCGCGUGGGUUUCAUGAGCUGCCGAGGGAGGAGAAAGCUGAGUACUACAGUAGGUAUCAGCGGACGAGUAAGGUGAAUUAUGGUAGUAACUUUGAUUUGUACAAGUCCAAGUUUGCUAAUUGGAGGGACACUUUGUUUUGUGUGAUGGGUCCUCACCCUCAACCUCUUGACCCUAAAGAAUUGCCUCCGCUCUGCAGGGACAUAACUAUUGAGUAUUCUAAGCAAGUCCAUAAAUUGGGGAUCACUUUGUUUGAAUUGCUAUCAGAAGCACUUGGGCUCAAACCUGACCACCUUAAAGGCCUGGAAUGUGAAAAGGAGCAUGCUCUUCUCAGUCACUACUAUCCAGCAUGCCCUGAGCCCGAACUGACAAUGGACACAACCAGACACUCGGAUCCUGAUUUUCUGACCAUCUUGCUUCAAGAUCAUCUUGGUGGACUCCAAAUUCUUCAUCAAGACCAGUGGAUUGAUGUUCCCCCUUUGCCUGGUGCUCUAGUAGUAAAUAUUGGCGAUCUUCUACAGCUCAUAUCUAAUGACAGAUUUAAAAGCGUAGAGCAUCAGGUGCUGGCAAGCCAUGUUGGACCAAGACUAUCUGUUGCAUGCUUUUUCACUCAUUAUUUUUAUACAUCAACAAUGAUUAAUGGCCCUAUCAAGGAAUUGUUGUCAGAGGAACAUCCACCUAUAUACAGGGAAACCUCAGCGCAGGAUUUCAUAUCUUACUACUAUGGGAAAGGACUUGAUGGCAACUCUGCUCUAACACAUUUCAAGUUGCAAAGGUAACUAGGAAAUUAAUAAGAGAACUGGAUUUGUGCCUCUUAUACGAACCUAUAUGUCAUGAUUAAUUCAUAUUAAAUAAUGACGAUAUUUGCAUAAUCUACUACACAAAUUGUUUGUGUAUGGUAUAAGAUGACCAUGUUUACUGC
Molecule: messenger RNA, 1333 nt
Organism: Quercus robur (English oak)
Lineage: Eukaryota; Viridiplantae; Streptophyta; Magnoliopsida; Fagales; Fagaceae
Product: 1-aminocyclopropane-1-carboxylate oxidase homolog 1-like
Exons: 3
Coding region: 54-1190 (378 amino acids)
Source: RefSeq, a predicted model, not a curated record